GAGUAUUCUUUAUCUCUCUCUCUAUUCACUACAUCCAAAUUGAGCUGGCAAUUGUCAUCAUAUUUCAAUUUUUAUUGUAUAUAUACGGAUGGUGGAGGCACGGAAUUGCCUCAUCUUCUCCAUCCAUCUUCUUCCCUUUCCUUGCCUUAUCUUCUCGAUCAUCUUCUUCCCUUUCCUUCUAAUCUCAAUGGGGAAUUGUUUUUCCAGAAAUCAUCCAAGAACAAGAGAUGACGAAUCCAACGGUCAUAAGGAGCAUUUCCAAGCUGCAAUGUCUCACACCUCGGUGAUGGGAAUGUUUAUCCAAGAUGGGACUGUCGUGGGGACUGAUUCAAGACUCACCGGGGUGAUUAACCGAACACCCUUCAUAUUACGCGGAAAUCCAUCACUGAAAUUGAUGCGGCACAAAGGAUUCGCUAGUGCCAUUAGCGGAUGGUGGGAUGAAGGAUGUGUAAGAAUUCACGAACACAUAGAAGAAAAAUACCGAGAGUAUGCAAAUCGAUUCCCCAGAAGAGCGAGAGUUGAUGUGAUCAAUAAAGCUGUUACUUGGGCGGUGGAAAUCAUCCGAAGCUUGGGUGAUCGUACACUCUUCGAGUACAGUCAAUUUGGGGGCUUGGGAGCGGGAUUCGUGGCAAGCAGAUGAAGUCGAGAUAGAACUCCCGUGGGAUGACUCUUAGUUCACAGCGGUAGAAAUUGAGCGGCGAUCUGUGCGGCGGCGGAGGAGAUGAAUAAAGGUGUGUGCCGAUCUGUGCGGCGAGAGGGGUAAGGCCGGGCGGCUAACUGUGCGGCGGCGGUGGAGAAAGGGCGGCCAAGGGAGAUUAGGGUUAGAACUCGUGCUGAUAACGUGUUGAAGGGAGACUCUCUUCUCUUACUUUUUCAUUGCCCAACGUCUCUAUAUAUGAGACGGGAUUAGGGUUUAUAGUUAAAGCCCAAUGGGCCCACAAUAUAUAAACUACAAAGUA
Cuscuta campestris is the source of this 959-nucleotide messenger RNA. The record is from the annotation of a GenBank genome assembly. Lineage: Eukaryota; Viridiplantae; Streptophyta; Magnoliopsida; Solanales; Convolvulaceae.